AUGUCGGCCGUCCAGACCUUCGGCAAGAAGAAGACUGCCACCGCGGUGGCCCACGUCACCCCCGGCCGCGGCCUCGUUCGCCUUAACGGCUCCCCCAUCUCGCUCGUGCAGCCCGUCCUCCUUCGUUACAAGGUUUACGAGCCCAUCCUUGUUGUCGGUGCCGAGAAGCUCGCCAACAUCGACAUCCGCCUCCGCGUCAAGGGUGGUGGUCACGUCUCGCAGCUCUACGCCCUCCGUCAGGCUAUCGCCAAGGGUGUUGUUGCCUUCUACGCCAAGAACGAGGACGCCGCCUCGGCCCUUGAGCUCAAGAAGACCCUCAUCGCCUACGACCGUACUCUCCUCGUUGCCGACCCCCGCCGCGCCGAGCCCAAGAAGUUCGGUGGUCGUGGUGCCCGUGCGCGCCGCCAGAAGUCGUACCGUUAA
This is a messenger RNA of Apiotrichum porosum, 423 nucleotides long. It is a transcript of the gene RPS16, whose product is annotated as 40S ribosomal protein S16. NCBI's taxonomy places the organism in Eukaryota, Fungi, Basidiomycota, Tremellomycetes, Trichosporonales, Trichosporonaceae. Gene Ontology annotation, biological process: maturation of SSU-rRNA from tricistronic rRNA transcript (SSU-rRNA, 5.8S rRNA, LSU-rRNA); translation. The record is from RefSeq and is a predicted model, not a curated record. Gene Ontology annotation, molecular function: structural constituent of ribosome; RNA binding. Gene Ontology annotation, cellular component: cytosolic small ribosomal subunit; ribosome. The transcript is spliced from 2 exons. The coding region runs from base 1 to 423 and encodes 140 amino acids.